CGUCGUUAUCUGUAUGUUUGGCUUUUUCCAACAUAAUUCUACGUAUGAUGGACGCUUUCUGACGAUUCGAUUCUUCUUAAUAAAAUUUACUAUUAAAUCUCGAGAUAUAUUAGCUCUACACUUUCAAUAAAGUUUAGUGGAUUAGCCAAAUCUACACUUUGUCGUAUUACGCAUAACCGUAUACCUAUACUUCCAUAAUAACCAUAAUUAUAAUUUGAUAUACAUAGAACUGUAAAGGUGUAUAAGUGUUUGAUAGUGAGACUUAUUUUUUGUGAUGUGCAUCAUUGAACUCAUAGCCUGAUAUCUCUAUACAUGCGUCCAUUUUAAUUUAAUGCGCAUAAAAUCCAAGUGUUUUUAUUAAUACCUACUGUAUACAAUUCGGGUAAAACGAAAGUGUUUUUUCUUUAAUCGUUAUGUCAAUUAUGUUUCGAAAAUUAGGGAUUCUCAUUAAAUCUAUUGAAAAAAAUAACAUUCGUGAAAAAGUGAGAUGUGCAUCGACACUACCGCAAUUGUCUUCGGAAAAAUACAACAUAAAACGAAAACAAUUUAGCAACGUUGAAUCGACAGACGUUAAUUAUUUCAAGAGAAUCCUUGGCGAAGAGAGGGUGUUAACAGAAGAGACCGAUGUUAUGCCAUACAACAUAGAUUGGAUAAAAAAUUGUAGGGGACAAUCAUCUGUCGUCUUAAAGCCAAAGAGUACAGAAGAAGUAUCGAAUAUUUUGAAGUAUUGUAAUGAGAGAAGAUUAGCAGUAUGCCCACAAGGUGGAAAUACAGGAUUGGUUGGAGGUUCAGUUCCAGUCUUUGAUGAAAUCAUAAUAAAUUUUACACUAAUGAAUAAAGUCAUUAGUUUGGAUGAAAUAUCAGGGGCCCUUAUUUGUGAAUCCGGCUGUAUAUUAGAAAAUUUAGACAAUUAUGUGCGUGAUCGUAACCUGAUUAUGCCUUUGGAUCUUGGCGCUAAAGGAACAUGUCAAAUAGGAGGAAAUGCAAGUACCAACGCAGGUGGUCUGAGGUUGUUACGAUACGGGAAUCUUCAUGGCUCAAUUUUAGGUAUAGAAGCAGUGAAAGCAGACGGCACCGUUAUAGAUUGUCUUAAAGCGUUAAAGAAGGACAACACCGGUUACCACUUAAAACAUUUAUUCAUAGGUUCUGAGGGCACUUUAGGUGUUAUUACAAAAGUGGCUGUCCACUGUCCCGCUUUACCAAAAGCUGUAACACUUGGAUUUUUUGGAGUAGAGAACUUUGAAAAUAUUCUGCAAUUAUAUAGAAGUGCUAAAACUUCGUUAGGAGAGAUACUUUCGGCAUUCGAAAUGGCAGAUUUCGAAGCAAUAAACACAACCGUGAAAAAUCUCAAAUUACCUAAUCCGAUCGCAGAUUAUCCAUUCUACGUGUUAGUGGAAACACAUGGUAGCGAUGAGGGGCAUGAUAGCGAAAAGCUAUCACGUUUUUUAAGUAAGGAGAUGGACUCAGGCCUCAUUUUGGACGGAACUGUCACUUCAGAGCCUGCUAAAAUUCAAACUAUAUGGAACCUCAGGGAGAGCAUAGCUGGCGCGGGUUUGGUGCAAGGUUACAUGUUUAAGUACGAUGUUUCGUUGCCAUUAAGAAAUUAUUAUGAUUUAGUCCCACAACUACGAACGAAAUUGAACGGAAGAGCUUCAGUCGUAUUUGGUUAUGGGCAUGUUGGUGACGGGAACAUCCACAUAAACGUAAUAGUGCCCGAAUACACCAAGGAAAUUUGUUCACUACUUGAACCGUACAUUUUUGAAGAAGUUAGUAAAUUUAACGGUUCUAUAAGCGCUGAACACGGAAUAGGAUUCCGUAAACCACACUUCAUUCAUUACAGUAAAGAUCCAUCGGCGUUACAAUUAAUGAAAGAUCUUAAACAGUUGAUGGAUCCCAAUGGAAUAUUGAACCCUUAUAAAGUGUUACCAGAUAUGUAAAUAUACGUGAUCUUGUGAAUAAACUAAUGAUACCUUUUUAAAUAAAAUUUUGUUUAUACUAAAAGC
Molecule: messenger RNA, 2003 nt
Organism: Manduca sexta (tobacco hornworm)
Lineage: Eukaryota; Metazoa; Arthropoda; Insecta; Lepidoptera; Sphingidae
Gene: D2hgdh
Product: D-2-hydroxyglutarate dehydrogenase, mitochondrial
Exons: 9
Coding region: 414-1937 (507 amino acids)
Cellular component (GO): mitochondrion
Molecular function (GO): FAD binding; catalytic activity
Source: RefSeq, a predicted model, not a curated record